Molecule: messenger RNA, 1561 nt
Organism: Atta colombica
Lineage: Eukaryota; Metazoa; Arthropoda; Insecta; Hymenoptera; Formicidae
Product: RING finger protein nhl-1-like
Exons: 8
Coding region: 1-1467 (488 amino acids)
Biological process (GO): protein polyubiquitination; proteasome-mediated ubiquitin-dependent protein catabolic process; negative regulation of translation
Molecular function (GO): ubiquitin protein ligase activity; protein binding; translation repressor activity
Source: RefSeq, a predicted model, not a curated record
AUGGGACGGUACGAUGCAGAGGCAAUGACUGCAAAACCGAAUUUCCACAGCCGUAGCGUCUUUGCGGAAAAUUUGAUCGCUGUAGAACCGCAAACUCGAAGCAGUUUCAUUUACCAUAUAGAAUGCAAUGUUUACAAGAUUAUGAAACGCGAUAUCGCUAGAUUCGACACGAGCGAUUAUCCGGCGGACAACACGUAUGAUGUGCCUCUCGCGAACAAAAAAGUACCCGGUCUGAUGAAGGAUGAAAAUAACGGUGCGAUAAUGAUUGAAUUGGUCUCAGAGCGAAGAUGUACGCGAAGGAUAUUCUUCACGACAAAUAUCUUCGAAAAGAUUUCUCAGACUACAGUUGUGAGGACGUUAAGAAGAAAGCAAGAAACCGGGUUAAACACUAGUCACCAUUGUUCUGGAAGUCCCAGAGUAACUCAAAAAGUGAAGAUAAGUUCAUCUGUGUUCAAAGUGAAAACAUUUUUAAACCUACAACAACAGGCAGCAGAAGUAAUGGCAGCAGUUGCCAUUUGGGAAUUGGAAUUGAAUGAUGUUGAGUUGGAGCUAGGAAAUGUUAAUAAACACGAAAAGUUAUGUAUAAAAGAAAUUGAUCCUUUAUACAAAUGGAAAAAUUUUACUCCCAAAGUUAUCGUGGCUCGUGACAUAGUACGACGACCAUCGGCACUUACCGUUGAUUCCUGGAGAGAUAACAUUAUUAUAGCCUGUCCGGGAUCAGGACGGAUUGUCAUUCUCAACAGGAAAUUUAAACUUGUACGGAAGAUUCGUCAUCAGGAGAUGAUAGCACCUCAAGGAGUAGCCUUCCUGCAAAAACACGAUGAAAUAUAUGUGACAGAUAAAUGGAAGCACUGCAUUUUCGUGUUCAAUCACAAAGGUGAACUUGUUUAUCGCAUGUGCAAUAAAGGUUACGGAAAAUCAGAGUUGUGUUCGCCGGAAGGUAUCACAUUUCAUCCGGAACGCAGUGUGCUUUACGUCGCUGAUACUGGAAAUAAUCGUAUCCAGAUUCUUGAGAAGGAUGGCACAUAUUUGAAUAGCAUCGGACCCAAAAAUAAAAACACAGGAGACAAUGUCAGAUUCCGUAAAACUGGCCCAAGCAAAUUGAAUCAACCGACUGAUGUAGCUGUCACAAUAAUGCAUAUUGUCGUUGCCGAUUCCGGUAAUCAUAAAAUAAAGAUAUUCAAUCAUGAUGGACAAAUUCUUCAGUCGAUUGGUGGCAUUGGAACAACAAAGGGUUUAUUUAGAUCACCUGAAGUACUGAAGAUUGAUGAUAAAGGAUAUAUCAUUGUUGGUGACGCUGGAAAUGGAAGAGUACAAAUUUUCUCUCCAGAAGGUAAAUUUCUACGGAUGUUAGGUGACAAAAAAACGCAAGGACAUAAAUUUGCAUGGGUAUCUGGUUUGUUAGUGACAAAUAAUUAUAAUAUUUUGGUCUCUGAUAGCAAGAAUAAUUUUGUUUAUUUAUUUUAAUAUUAUACUCUAAUGUAAAAAUUUAAUAAAGAGACAUGCAAGUUCCCACCUUCGACAAGCUUUUUUAAUAAACUUUAGAUAUCAAAAUGAAAAA